GCGGCCCGGGCCGGACAGCGCAGGGCCAUGGCCGAGGCGGCCCCGGCUCCGACUUCUGAAUGGGACUCCGAAUGCCUUACAUCCCUGCAGCCCCUUCCUCUUCCCACACCCCCAGCAGCAAACGAGGCACACCUGCAGACGGCAGCCAUCUCCCUGUGGACAGUGGUGGCAGCCGUGCAGGCGAUAGAGAGAAAGGUGGACGUGCACAGCCGGCGGCUCCUGCACCUGGAAGGACGGACGGGGACAGCAGAGAAGAAGCUGGCCAGCUGCGAAAAGACAGUGGCUGAUCUUGGGAACCAGCUGGAUGGCAAGUGGGCCGUGCUGGGCACCCUGCUGCAGGAGUACGGGCUGCUGCAGAGGCGGCUGGAGAACUUGGAGAACCUGCUGAGGAACAGGAACUUCUGGAUCCUGCGGCUGCCCCCGGGUAUUAAAGGAGAUAUCCCAAAGGUGCCUGUGACAUUUGAUGAUAUCUCCAUCUACUUUUCCACUCCAGAGUGGGAAAAGUUAGAAGAAUGGCAAAAGGAACUUUACAAGAAUAUCAUGAAGGGCAACUACGAGUCUCUCAUCUCCAUGGGUGAGGCUGAGUUGGUACCUUAUUAUGCCAUGAGUCAACCUGAUGUCUUAUCUCAGAUUCAGCCAGAAGGAGAACAUAAUACGGAGGACCAGGCGGGGCCAGAGGAAAGUGAGAUUCCCACCGACCCCAGUGAAGAGCCUGGCAUUUCAACAUCAGAUAUUCUGUCUUGGAUUAAACAAGAGGAAGAGCCCCAGGUGGGGGCCCCACAGGAGUCCAAGCAGAAUGACAUGUACAAGGGUACCUAUGCUGAUGAACAGCUUGUCAUCAAAGCUGAAGGCCUUGCCAGAGCCUCCUUGUGCCCCGAGGUUCCCGUUACCUUCUCUUCUCCACCAGCAGCAGCAGCAAAGGAUACUUUUUCAGAUGUGGCUUUCAAAAGCCAGCAGCCUGCAUCCAUGACACCUUUUGGACAUCCGGCCACUGACCUGGCAGAAGCGUCUGAGGGACAAGUGACUUUCACUCAGCUGGGUAGCUACCCCCUGCCACCUCCAGCUGGGGAGCAGAUGUUCUCAUGCCACCACUGUGGCAAGAGCCUCAGCCAAGACAUGCUGCUGACCCACCAGUGUAGCCACACUGCUGAGCAUCCCUUAUCCUGUGCCCAGUGCCCCAAGCACUUUGCUCAGCCAGCCGAGCUCGGCAGUAACUCCCAGGCCCACGCCAGUGAGGCACCCCCCACUUGCCCACACUGCGCCAGGACUUUCACUCACCCGUCAAGACUCACCUAUCACCUCCGGGUCCAUAACAGCACCGAGCGCCCUUUCCCUUGUCCUGAUUGCCCCAAGCGCUUUGCGGACCAGGCCCGCCUCACCAGCCACCGGCGAGCUCAUGCCAGCGAGAGGCCCUUCCGCUGCUCGCAGUGUGGCCGGAGCUUUAGCCUGAAAAUCAGCCUCCUGCUCCACCAGCGCGGGCAUGCACAGGAGCGGCCUUUCUCCUGUCCCCAGUGUGGCAUUGACUUCAAUGGCCACUCGGCGCUGAUCCGCCACCAGAUGAUCCACACGGGCGAGCGUCCUUACCCGUGCACCGACUGCAGUAAAAGCUUUAUGCGCAAGGAGCACCUGCUGAACCACCGGCGGCUGCACACGGGCGAGCGGCCCUUCAGCUGUGCGCACUGCGGCAAGAGCUUCAUCCGCAAACACCACCUCAUGAAGCACCAGCGCAUCCACACGGGCGAGCGGCCCUACCCCUGCGCCUACUGCGGCCGGAGCUUCCGCUACAAACAGACACUCAAGGACCACCUGCGUUCGGGCCACAGUGGAGGCUGUGGGGGUGAGACUGACACGUCUGGACAGCCGCCUGACCCCCCAGGCCCCCUCCUAAGUGGGCUCGAAACCUCUGGUCUAGGCGUUAACACUGAAAGUCUAGAGGCCAAUCAAUGGUAUGGGGAGGGCAGCGGAGGGGGAGUUUUGUGAACCUUCCUCUCAGUUAUCAGGGCUCACCCAGGGCAAGAGAAAAGCCAUGAGCCCCUCCACACCCGCAGUAAUCACUGUUGAUUGGCACAUUGAUGCGUUUGGGGUCCUGUGCGCUUGACUAGAGACAUGCUUGAGCUUGGGAGCGUCACAGCAUCACAAGAAUACCACAUUUUGAAACCCAGAAAGACCUGGGAAGGAGCCCAGCAUCCCCAUCUUUUCAAAAAUGUGACCUAAGCAGAAAUUGCAGAGAUAGGAAAGCAAGCUUUGGCCUCUGGUAAUUCGUCACAGGGUAACAGAUUGAGAGUGAUUGCAGCUUGGAGCCCAUCUGAGGCAGAGCGUGUUUCCCCGAGCCCUUCUCCGGCCCCUGAUGGUGAGACAGUUGUUAGACGAAGGCUCAAGCCUUGGUCCAUGUUCCUGCUGCCCUAGACACCAGCCAAAGUCCGCUCACGUGCUAAUGAACUGCCUCUCCCCAAAUUAUAGCUCAAUAUGGCUUCCCGAGGUUUCCUAGACGCAUUCUCUUAAGUACCCUUUGUUAAUCAUCAGGCGAGCAGGAAUCUGACUGCUGCUUAAGGAGAGCAGUGCUUCCCUUGCACCAGCGUGAUUGCAGCGUCCAGCUUCUCUGGCGUUUGAACGGCUGGAACUGCUGCUGAGGUCCUGGUUGAAAAGAGGGAGCGGUGUGCUCAGCCCCAGCUUUAAAAGCUAGAGAUCCCAGGGAAAUGACAAAGCCUAACAUUUGUGCCUGAACCACGUUUCCUAGAGUCAUUUACUUCCAAUUCUUCCUUAUUAUUGACACGAUGGCUUUUCCAUUUCUGGUGUCUGAUGUUCUUGACAGUCCUCAGCAGAAAAGAUCACAGCACUUUCCAGAAGCAUUCUGGUAUUUCAGUGCCAGUGGACGCCCAGCUUUCGUCUCCUCAGCAGUGAGGCUAGUGUGACAACGCAUCUUUCUCGAGCCAUCAGAGUGUGUUCGCCCAUCCGGUCAUUCCCGUGUUGGCAGUGGCCAGUGAGAGACUUCGCAGAUCACUGAGAGCCAAGCACAGACAGGGAUAGCCUCUUCCUUCUGCUUUUGCUUUUAGGGACCUUGGCUACAGUGUGUCCUUUUGUCAGGGUCAUUCAGUCACCUGGGAGCAUCUGAGCCUUGUUCUGCUCUUAAGUGGCCUUGCAGUUGGGCAUAAGUCCCUUUCCUUCCCUUUACAGAUCUCAGAUUUUCACCUGUGAGAUGAGGUGGGUGAAAGAGGAAACGUGAGCUAAGUCAAAUUUUUUUUAUAUCUUGUGAUACAUUCCUUCUCCUGCCAAAAUCCUAUCUCUGUCUCUGGCUUCUAUCCAGGCAAAGCCAAAUAAGCAGCAAAAUCAAAGCAGAGACAUUCCUGCUGAAACUUGACUGAAAUCUAUUUGAUUUGUUGUUUUCCUCCUGCUCGGAGCCUGGGGUGGAAGACAGAGAAUGCAGAAAUGCUGUUGAUACCCACACUCGCUUGUUUCCCCGGAAUCUUCCUGAGGUGCCUGGAAACAAGGUCUGCAAGUAGUCAGGACACUUUGUUGAUGAAAUGGUAGCGGAAGGACCCAUUUUUUUCCUUAUCACUUAGCCCAACCUUUACCCUGCCUGUGCAUAACCAUACUAGGAAAAAGCUUUAUUACCCCAGCCAGCUUUGCUCAUGGGGAGGUCCUGUCUGGACAUGCUGCUCUUCUGAGUAAUCGGCACAGUAUCCGCUCUGAUAGCCACAAUACCAGGAACCGCGGGAGACCUAAGCCGUGUCUGUGAGACCGUAUCUUCCAGUGUGAAGGUGCUGAAGAAGCCCCAGGGCGUAGAACACACUGAGUCAGAUGAGGAGAGAAUGCUGGCAUGUUGGGAGCUCUCCAGCUAGGAUCUGGACUCAUACUGUGAGAAAAUUGGAGGUUCUGGGAAUUCUGGUUUCAUGGGUGAACCACUAGGAACUUGAGUGUGAGCUCCAGCUCUGGUUUGCACCUUGAUCUCCCUAAAGAGAAGGGAGAAGAAUCAAGGUACCACCUUUAGAUGGUGCGUUCCCUUUUCCGAACAGAUUUAAGCAUUCACCACGGUGUGCUGGAGAAGGGAUUCUAGGUGUGAUCUUGGACUAUAUAACACGGAAAAUUCUUUUUUACUCAUUGAUUUACUGAGGACAUGGACCUUACUAAUGAAAGAGACCCAUGGGUUAAAAUGCUGCAGAUAGAUCCCACAGUCCCUUCUGCAAGGAACUGUAGUCAACAGGGUCCCAGACUUUGGCAAGAAGUGAACAUAGUUAAUAUAUCAAUGAAGCAAGAACCGUGAAGCUGAGUGAAAGGGGUGGGCAGGGCCAUGCCAGAAAGAUGGAAGUAGGUGUCCUAAACUUUGGCCCUGGUACAGACUAGGAGUUCAACUGUGGUGCAUUCUGGUCUCCUCCCCCUCCACAAGGUAGAACUCCAGGACAGCUCCAAAUUACAGAGUUUUUUUGCCUGAGAUUCAAAAAUGGGUAAGUAAAAUGGAUCAGUGGAAAAGAUUUAAGUCCAACAGAAAGGUUUUAGUUAUGGAGAAGCUUGGUCUAUUAGGAGUUCCUGAGGAACUGCAUUUAACUCAGCAGUUAAAGAUGUACCUGAGGAUUGGUUGUCAUGAGCAGAUGUGACAGAGAAGAGGAAAAGCCAGAAACGUGCUCCUCAGUCUGCCCUCCGGAUGAAGCGGUCUGUAUUGUCACACAGAUAGGCACCAUCUCGCUAGAGCGGAUCCAGGUGUUGACUGUAACCAGAUCCACUCUGCUUACUAGGUUUUUCAUUGUCACCAUAAGAUGACCCUCUGGUUCAGCCACAGGUGUGAAAAUAAAUGGAAAUUGUCUAGAAGAUGAAAGCCGAUGACUGGUCCUUUCU
Molossus molossus (Pallas's mastiff bat) is the source of this 4830-nucleotide messenger RNA. RefSeq names its product zinc finger protein 398 (gene ZNF398). The record is from RefSeq and is a predicted model, not a curated record. NCBI's taxonomy places the organism in Eukaryota, Metazoa, Chordata, Mammalia, Chiroptera, Molossidae. The transcript is spliced from 6 exons. Gene Ontology annotation, biological process: regulation of cytokine production; negative regulation of transcription by RNA polymerase II; regulation of immune system process. Bases 28 to 1980 code for a protein of 650 amino acids.